Messenger RNA from Podarcis muralis (Common wall lizard), 1621 nucleotides. It is a transcript of the gene RND1, whose product is annotated as Rho family GTPase 1. The record is from RefSeq and is a predicted model, not a curated record. Gene Ontology annotation, biological process: small GTPase-mediated signal transduction. Gene Ontology annotation, molecular function: GTPase activity; GTP binding. Lineage: Eukaryota; Metazoa; Chordata; Lepidosauria; Squamata; Lacertidae.
UAGAGUCCUGCAGCCGGAGAGGGAGGGAGGCAGCGUGCGCCAGCAGCCGGGAGUCGCGCAGGGAUUUUCUCCGUUCCCUUUUGCGCUGCAGAGACGUUGGCCGGUGCGCCCCGCUUCGCCCCUCGACGUCGUCAUGAGGGAGAGGAGAGCGCCUCAGCCGGUGGUGGCCCGUUGCAAGCUGGUUCUCGUCGGGGAUGUGCACUGCGGGAAGACUGCCAUGUUGCAAGUGUUGGCCAAGGACUGCUACCCGGAGACAUACGUGCCCACGGUUUUUGAGAACUAUACGGCGUGCCUGGAGACGGAGGAGCAACGGGUGGAGCUCAGUCUGUGGGACACAUCUGGAUCCCCAUACUAUGACAAUGUGCGCCCCCUGUGCUACAGCGACUCAGAUGCGGUCCUGCUCUGCUUUGAUGUCGGCCGCCCUGAGACCAUGGACAGCGCACUGAAGAAGUGGAAGACAGAAAUCCUGGACUACUGUCCUAGCACCCGUCUGUUGCUGAUUGGCUGCAAGAUAGACCUGCGCACCGACCUCAGCACCUUGAUGGAACUGUCCCACCAAAAGCAAGCCCCUGUCUCUUAUGAACAGGGUUGCGCUGUGGCCAAGCAGCUAGGAGCAGAAACCUACCUGGAGUGUUCAGCCUUCACAUCGGAGAAAAGCAUCCACAGCAUCUUCCGGACAGCAGCGUCCAUCUGCCUGAGCAAGCCUGGUCCCCAGCCCCCCAAGAGCCCAGCCCGAAGUUUCCCCAAGAGACUCCUCCGCUUUCCCAGCCGAUCUGAGCUCAUCUCUUCCACUUUCAAGAAGGAGAAAGCGAAAAGCUGCUCUGUCAUGUGAAGGGGCCGCCUACUUCCGGGGAGCAGGGGGUGGCGGUGGCAGUGGAACCAUUGCGGACACUGGGCCCUCCAGCUGGCCCUUCUGGGGUGGGGAAGGGAGAGGGCUGCCUGGCUCCCAGGGGCCAGGCCUGGAGACUCCAGAAGGAUCCCAUUCCCAACUCCCUCGCCGGCUUGAGCAAGCCUGCCGCCCCUUCCGCAUUGCAAUGCUUCCCUCCAUGCAGCUGCAGUGUGCGCUUCUUCCAGAUAGACAUGAAGCGGGGAGGGGGAGUUUGGCUGGACUGCAAAGGUGAAGGCUGGCCCAAGACCAACCCUGCUCCGGAAAGCCUUGGGCCUUGGCAUAGCAACAUCGUGGACAGCAGUGGCUCUGGUGGUCGUUCCACAUAGAUUUGGAAGGUUCUAAAGAAUCGCCCCCUUUCUGAUGCACAGUUAAUAUCUUUGUUUGGCCCUGAUCACCUCUUCCCAUCAGCUGCUUGUCUCCAUUGCCUGUGUGAAGCAGGCCGAGUGCAGAUCACUUCUCCCUUCUCUCUCCCCCCCCCAAAGCCUGCCGAAUAUUGUGUCCUUCCUUUUACCCUCCUCCCUCUAGCAGAGAGGUGUCCGGGUACCCUCUCCUUCGCCUCUGCAAUUGCAGGUGGAGGGGGGUGGAGGGCAGGACGAGGGAGUGGUUGUUUUAUAGACAUUGUCUCUUUGUGUAUGGGAAGGAAAGGAAAUGGGGCAAAUCUGUUAAAUGUUCAGUGUUAUUAAAAGAAAAAAACUUAUUUAUUAAUGAAAAUAUAAUGCAGAUUAACAUCCA